This is a messenger RNA of Dendrobium catenatum, 627 nucleotides long. Its product is annotated as mitochondrial import inner membrane translocase subunit TIM10. The record is from RefSeq and is a predicted model, not a curated record. Gene Ontology annotation, cellular component: mitochondrial inner membrane. NCBI's taxonomy places the organism in Eukaryota, Viridiplantae, Streptophyta, Magnoliopsida, Asparagales, Orchidaceae. Gene Ontology annotation, biological process: protein insertion into mitochondrial inner membrane. The transcript has 5 exons. Bases 183 to 434 code for a protein of 83 amino acids.
UCCAAGGUUAUGGUAUCGGACUAACUGCUAAGCGCAAAACCCAAGCCGCAGACCCGAACGGCAACAUCGCAGUACGAUUCCUAAUCUUUCGUGGCAAAUUUGUGUUGGAGGCAAGUCUAGGUUUUUUCGUGUUCGUCCGCUCUUCCCCGACGCGCCGUGCAGUUAUUUUUCGAGCUCUUCUCAUGGCUGCCAAACCUACAUCUACAAUGGAAAAAGAACAGAUCUUUGGGAUGGCGGAGAAAGAGAUGGAAUACAGGGUAGAGCUCUUUAACAAGCUUACUCAUACAUGUUUCAAUAAGUGUGUUGAAAAAAGGUACAAGGAGUCUGAACUCAACAUGGGUGAGAAUAGUUGCAUUGAUCGCUGUGUUUCAAAAUACUGGCAGGUGACUAACUUAGUAGGGCAGCUGCUUGGUUCCGGUCAGCAACCAAUGUGAGGCCGGGGACUUGAAACAAAACUUCUUGUAAUAGUUUUUCGUAUUUCUUGUAAUAGGGAACAGCAGCUUAAAACAAUUUUAUGUUUAAUUUUGUUGUCUACAUUUUUGGGAAUAUUUACAGGUUGAAUGGUUAUUAUAACUAUUUAAUUGGUGAAUGAAUUAAAGUACUAAUCUUAGUGCAAAUUUAAAGAUA